This is a messenger RNA of Xenia sp. Carnegie-2017, 2460 nucleotides long. Its product is annotated as PAX-interacting protein 1-like. Gene Ontology annotation, biological process: double-strand break repair; DNA double-strand break attachment to nuclear envelope. The record is from RefSeq and is a predicted model, not a curated record. Gene Ontology annotation, cellular component: Cul8-RING ubiquitin ligase complex; nucleus; MLL3/4 complex. NCBI's taxonomy places the organism in Eukaryota, Metazoa, Cnidaria, Anthozoa, Malacalcyonacea, Xeniidae. The transcript has 26 exons. Bases 9 to 2294 code for a protein of 761 amino acids.
GAUUAAACAUGGCCACUGAAUCUUUGAUCAAAAUUCCAAAGAGUCUCUUCAAAAACGUCAAGUUUUAUUUGGCGCAGGAAGAUGAUUCGAAAGUAAAAAAUUUCUUGAAAAAUGGUGGAGCAACUAGAGAGUUCUUUUUUAGUGAUUCUGUAUCUCAUGUCAUAUCAAAUACAGCAACGUUUGAUGAUGCACAGAAGGCAAAAGAAUUUAACAUUCCUGUUGUUAAGCCUGAGUGGGUUUUUUUUUCUAUCAUUUCUGAAGCUGUGUUACCUUUGACUCCAUUUACAUUGGAGAAAAAAUUGUUUUCUUCAUGUGUUGCUUGCUCUUCACAGUUGUCAAGAAAGGAUAGGGAAGGAUUAUGGGCAUUAUUUAGUUUUUAUGGUGGAAAAUGGCAAACAAACCUGGAUUCAACAUGUACACAUUUGAUUAUUUCUGAAGCACAGGGUGAAAUGUUUGAGAAUGCUUUAAAGCUUCAAAGUGUCAAAAUUGUAACACCUGAGUGGAUAGUUGAUUCUGUUCGAGAAGGUGGAAUCCAAAAUGAAAACAAAUAUACUUUGACUUUUCACGAACCAUCAAUGCUGAUGACUCCUGAAUCACCAGAUCUUGCAAACCUUAAAAAAUCUACCAUAAAAGGUGGUAACGAUGAGUCAAAGAUGAAAAAUACUCAAAAUGAUAAUGAAUCAAGUAGUUUUUCACGUCCUAUAAGGCAGUCUGCUGAAAAUGCAAGGCAAUCCUUACGUGAUAUGGUUGAUGAUAUGGAAAAGUCAAAUGAUGAAAAAAUGAGUGAAGAUAGUGUUACUGAUGAUGAGGAAAAAAUAGAUGAAGGAAAUGUAGAAAGUACAAGUGAAGAGACAAAGGCAGUAACUAGUAGUGUCUCGAAGAAAGAUAUUUAUGUCACAAAGAUCCUUUCGGAGUGUGUGUUUUACCUUGAAGAGUAUAAAUGUUCUGUUUCUGAAGAAUCUUUGACAAUGUGGAAGGAGAUUAUUACACAGAAUUCAGGAAUAGUGUCUGAUGUUUACUGUGAUAAAGUUACAUAUUUUUUAUGUCCUCAUCAUCAUGGACUUUAUUACAAACAGGCUCUUUCUGAAGGAAAACGAAUAGUCACGUGUCAUUGGUUGAAUGAUGUAAUUCAAGGGCAGAAACUCAUUCGUCCAAAAUAUCCAAUUCAUUUACCUGUUCCAUUUAAAGAUAAGGUUCAACGAUGUCGAAGUAUGAUCAUUUCUCUCACAGGAUUUCAAGGCAUUGAACGAGAGAAACUGAAAGAUAUGGUUGAUCUUGUUGGUGCUAAGUAUUGUGGAUACUUAAGUCGAUCUGUCACACAUCUUAUAUGUAAAACUGACAAAUCUUUGAAAUAUGAACGUGCUAAGGAUUGGGGAAUAAUUUGCACAAACGCUGCUUGGCUCUGUGAUAUUGUUGCUGGUGGUUGUGAUUAUCCUGUGAAUUUGAACAGAUACAAAAUAAUAUCUGAGGAAAACUGUGAACUUUCCAUUAAUCUUAACUUAGCUCGAGAAUUAAUGAAUGCUUGGGAAGGUUUCGAAGAGAAAUCUGCCAUUCUUGACAAGAAACGCAAGUUGCAUAUGCUUGAAAGACAGAUUAAGAAGUUUUCUCAAAAUAAUAAACGCUUUUGUAGUGAUGAGUCAACAAAUCCUUCAAAAAAUGCUCGUGUAAAAGAACCGCCUCGUGUUGUUUUCACUGGCCUUAAUCCCACAUCAGUAAGACGUAUGACUGACAAAUUGGUUGAGUUAGGUGGAGAUACAUCAACAUCGACUAGAACAUGUACACACAUUGUUGCUACUAAAAUAAUGAGGACCAUUAAGUUUCUAACAGGAAUCUCUGUAUGUCAAUAUAUUGUCAAUCCUCAAUGGAUUGAAGCAAGUCAUUAUCAAGGAGAGUUUGUCGAUGAAAAGGACUUUAUUUUGAAAGAUGAUAAUGGAGAGAGACUUUAUGGAAUGUCUCUGUCCCAGUCUAUUGAUCGAGCCCAAGCAAAACCUCUUUUUCAGGAUAUAACAGUAUACGUGACCGCAAAUGUUCGACCUGACCAUCGUAAUAUGAUGGAAAUUUUAGAUUGUGCUGGCGGACGGAUAAUGACAGAACUUCCUAAAAAAACGGAAUGGAAAAGUUUAGCUGAGAAAAAAACAAAAGAUGGCUAUCCAGCAUUUGUCUGUGUCACUUGUGACGAGGACACUCAUUUAUGUCGUGAAAUGAAAAUGGCGGGAAUUGGAAUUCAUAAUGUCGAAUUUGUUCUUUCUGGAAUACUUAAACAAGAAUUGGAUUUUCAUAGUUUCAACUUUUAGCGGCAAUGUUGGUAUGAAUGAUGAUAAACAUUUUUUUACAAACAUUUUUAUCACUGUUAAAUUUUUCAUUAUGAAACCCUUUGUCAUCAGUAAUUUACAAUGAGGAAAUUUUCUGACUAAUGAUUUGUAUUUAAGGAAAUAUAAAGUAUAAACAUGAAAAGCAAAA